CCACUAUCGAGUUGGAUUUGUUUUGGUCAGGACGUGACACAAGUUCGUAGUAGUAAAAUAUAGUUUUGUGAUAUUUGUGAGUGUAGAAUGCCUCUGAAGGAAAUUAUUACAUCUCGCUUGGGCUUAGCAGGAAAUAUGGAGAAAACCAGAGUUGUUCGAUGUCUGUUUGGUACGCCAAAUCAUGAAGACCUCCGUCGGGACUUAGCGGCUCAGCUUAAAAACACUGGGUCAGCUUUUAAGAAAACAUGGAAUUACGACGAGGAUCUUGAUCAGGCUAUGCAAGGACGUUUCCAGUGGGAAGAAGUGUCGACAACGGAAUAUGUGCCGGAGUUUUACAGACGCACAUACAGGAAGACAAAAUUCAGGUCUACACCUGUCAUUGCACCUAAGUCAAAAAGGUGUUUGAACUUUGAAACAGUGUCAGAAAGAUUACCGGUGCUAUCAGUAUCCGACGCAGAAAACACCACCGCCGACGAAAAGGCCGAGGCGUUGGAUCUAAAGAGGGAGAACGAGACGACACCUGAACUUAGAGUUGUCCGACAGACUAAAAUAGAUGAGUACAUGAAAGUUAAGAAACGCCGGUUAGAUGAGAGCGACAGUGAAAAUGAAGGCUGCCCUCCCUCAAAACGGCGGUGUUAGACCCAGAUUGUGUAUUUAUUUAUUACUGAGUGCUAGCCGAAAAAUCUUUGGUGCAGCAUAUAGAACAUAGCAGCCGCCACGCACGUGCGCACGGGAAUACGGACGCCCUUGGACCGUCCGGCCACGUGCGGUUGAACCACGUUACAUAUGCGUAGCUAGGUUCAACAUUCGGCAGACCCCUUUGUCAGAAAGUGUCAUAUUCAGCGGACGAACUUUUGUGUUCUGCAAGACAAUGGCUUAUGAUCUCAGCAACGCGUGUUCUGCUAGUUAGAAGGUAGAGACUUCGGCUAAAUGGAUUGUGAUAGAAUAUAGCACGCCUUCUUUCAAAAUAGGGGGCGCUACGCUGUCCAUGAAAUGGACCAAAUUGUACAGACUAGAGAAAUUUUAUUAUGAAAUUGUAAAGUGUUAUAAGCGGACAGCUCUUGAAAAGAUGUUGUCUAAAUAAUUUACAUAGAAAUACCGUACCAAGAAGGUAGAUAAUUUGCACAGAUCUCAGACCUAUGUUAUGAAAUAUUCCCCAUAGCCAUUUUUGUGUCAAGACCACAUCAUGAAUUGAUCAACUACAUACUCCGUUUUUCUUUGUUUCAAGGUUUUGAUCAGAGUUUUAGCUGAAGGGUAUUUUAUCAUGUUUCUCAUUAAUUAACAACAGAUCUUUGACAGUUUUUGAUGGAAAACAUGACACAUUUUUAGCUAUAGGGCAAAAAAUAGGGAAGUUAGAUGAUGGCUUACAUUACCCAUCAUUUAUAAGAUCUAAUUUGUAAAACACAAUAUUUGAAUUCCAGUUUCCUAAGAUUAUGUUUGAUGUCAUUUUUUUCGUGUGUAAUGACAUUGAUCUGUAGUAUAAAUUGCAAAAAUUAGGUAUGCUGACAUCCAUGUCAAGCAUGUAGCUAUUAUCGUAAGUUAAACAUUUGAUGACCUCGGCUAUGUAUUAACCCAAGGGUUAAUUAAAAAUAAUAGGUUUACCUUAAAGGUUUCAACCAUAGCUAUAAUAAGUUUUCUUACAUUUUUCAGGUUUAACCAUAGAAUAGACACCAUUUUGUGUUCCAUUAUUACAUUUUUCAGGGUUCAGAUUUAGUUGUCAUUUUUAAGGGCAAGACAGUUCAGCCUUUUUGAAAAUGUUAAAGUUCUUAGUGUUGCAAAAAAAGAUGAAUUUUAUGUCAAAAGUUGCAAAUUUGCAUUCAGUGGGUGUGUCCCAGUCAAAUGUCUAUUUCUUUGUGGAAAAUGGAUCUUUAUUGAUUCAUAUUUCAUAAAUUAAGUUUGACAUUACAGAUUUAAAGCACUUAACUGUCUGUUUUGAAGCAACUUUAUGAUAUUUUCAGUUUUUUUGUUACAUUAUGACUCCGAUAAUGCUUUAAAAUAAGGCUGAGCUUGAUUGCGUUUUUAAGCAUUUACAUUGAAAAGUCAUCAAAUCUACUAUUUCUGCAAUUUUAAUUCCUAUUUAGAUUACAAGAUAGCUCCAUUGUUGCAUAAAUUUACAUUAAGUAACUGGAUGGUAGUUUUAAAGUUUACGGCUUUUUGUUUCUGAUAUUUUCUGUUCAGAAUAUACUAGUAUCCCAGAAAUACUGCUUUGUUGGUGAUGUUUAAUAUAAUACUAUCUUCAAAGCAUUUUCAUUCGUUCAUAUAUUGGUGCAAUUUUGUUUGUGUUUUUUUUCAGCAUUUUCGUCAUGUAAUUAAUAAAUUAUGCAUAUUUUGUUUAAUCAUUUUAAAACUUACACCUUUGUAAAUUAUUUCUGAUGCAAUCAUUUAUUGGUUUAUAUUUUUUUUUAUUUAAAGAUGAUUUUAUCUUUUUAAGUUACACAAAAGUUAAAGAUAAAACCGUUUUGAAUUGUAAUUGUUUAGUAGUGAAUUAGAUUUUAAUAUGAAGUUUUAACAACAAAGAGUUUCGUUAAGUUUGCAGUUUUAAGAGGCAGUGGAUUUCACGUUUUGAGGCAAUUUUUCUAGACUUUCAUAGCAUUGUAUAGAAAUAUUUCCAAGGUGUUUCAAUGCUAAUUAUUCUCAACUAUUAACGCUUUUAUUGUUAAAUCAUACUUCAAAUUUGAGAAACCUUUUAGAUCAUUGCUUCAUAUUUCUUGCAUGUGAAUUAUUGUUUGUUUAAGGCGAAAAACAAAUUUAAAUGGUUGUUAACCAUUUUUGGACUUGUGCAAUUUUAAUGGUUUGUCCUUGAAUGGGGACAUAGGUUGAUCUCAAUGUAAUUUAAAUAUGAAAUUAUCUAAUUAUUUCUGUAAAUUUUCUUUGUAAAUAUAAUUACACGUCUAAGUGUAAACUAAUGUUUUAAGGCAUUAUUUAUUAUUUAUUUCUGUUUUAUUUGAAUAAUAAAUAAUUAUAAAUUAGGAAAAAAAUGCCAACUUAAAAAAAAACAUAUUAAAUUUGACCAAAUUUUGAUGGUCAUAACAAAUGAUUGUAUCCAAAACUGCUUAAUUUUGCCAUCACUUUCUUGCCAAAGUUUCAUUCUAAAUCUUGUUAAAUCCAUCAAAAAGCAGCAGAUUUUUUUUGACAUUUUUGUGUAUUUUUGGCUUAUGCGUUGUUUAACGAAGAUCUCAUUUUGUCAACAAAAUUAGAUCAUUUGGAAAAUUUGUGUCCACUUAGUGUUAAAAUUGGGAUUUAUAAUUUAAUUCGAAUUUUGCCACUAAAUGUGACUAAAUUCGCCAUUAUUUUCAUCAGUUCUUCAGUGAAAUGAAAUACGAACUCACUGAAUCAUCUUAUGUUAUAUUAACCAUUAUAAUUAUUUAAUACUGUAAAACAUAUUAUGUGACUGCAAGUAUUCCUUUUUAUGGGCAGUCGAUUAUAUGCUAAUGAUGGUAUAUUAUAACUUGAAAUAAGAAAUAAAAUAUGAAAAUAUA
This is a messenger RNA of Mya arenaria, 3479 nucleotides long. Its product is annotated as cyclin-dependent kinase inhibitor 1B-like. The record is from RefSeq and is a predicted model, not a curated record. Gene Ontology annotation, biological process: regulation of cell cycle. The coding region runs from base 88 to 639 and encodes 183 amino acids. The transcript is spliced from 3 exons. Gene Ontology annotation, cellular component: nucleus. NCBI's taxonomy places the organism in Eukaryota, Metazoa, Mollusca, Bivalvia, Myida, Myidae. Gene Ontology annotation, molecular function: cyclin-dependent protein serine/threonine kinase inhibitor activity.